Molecule: messenger RNA, 492 nt
Organism: Miscanthus lutarioriparius
Lineage: Eukaryota; Viridiplantae; Streptophyta; Magnoliopsida; Poales; Poaceae
Source: the annotation of a GenBank genome assembly
AUGGCCAGCAAGGGCAGCAUCGCCUUCGCAGUGCUCUGCGUCGCGCUGGCGUUGCACGCCGCGGCGGCGGCCAGGACCGUGCCGGUGCCGGGCGUCUCCUCCACGUCCCCCGGCGGCACCGCCGAGCUCCCGGCUGCGGCGGCCGCGGCCGGCACCAAGAACGACGACAACACUGGCUCGGGCGCCGGCGUGGCGGACAAGAAGAACCUCUUCGUGGGCGUGGGCGGCAUGGGCGAUCUCCCGGGCUUCCCGGCCGUGGGCGCCGGGUACGGCGGCGGCUUCGGCAACAACGGCGGGGGCGUCUUCAGCGGCGUCACGGGCCCGCUGGGUGGCGUCGGGGUCGGCGUCGGAGGCGUCGGCCCGUUGGGCGGCGUCGGCGGCUUCGGGCCCCUCGGCGGCGGCGGCGGUAUCCCGUUCGGCGGCUUCGGUGGCGGCGGCACCCCGUUCGGCGGCGGCUACGGCGGCGGGGGCGCUGGUGGCGUCACGCCUUGA